UAUUUAAUCCUUUUCUUAUCCGAAUCUUUUUUUUAAUUCACUUAAAUUAUUCAAGAUGGCGGACUCUUGUCACGCUCUCUUAUUGGUCAGUAGAAAUGUCUGCGCAGUAGCACACCUUGUUACUUCCACCAUGAUUGUACAUGAGGAACUCGUGCUCUUCAUGAAGGACGCCAUGAUGGAUUGCAAGAUUCUAACCUCUUUACUUUAUCUUCCAGCAAAAUAUCGCAGGGUAGAGAGAGAGAACAUCUGCGUUCUGUUUGAUGCCAACAUGACAUUACUCCGCUAAUAAUUCAGGGUUCAGCUCGUCCUCAAGUAUUCGAAUUGCGUGCUUACUGAAUUAAAAUGAGGAAGGCACUGUUUUAAAACACAUGAAUAUUUAUUAAAGAAAAACGAAGAGGAACAUCAAUGACAUGAUGUCCGGCUCCGAGCAGGUCACCGGUGAUUCCUCGGUAGAGCCAGAUGUUCGAAAAAUUCUCUGUGUCGGACGCGUUUGCCUCGACAUCGUCUACACGUGCACACAUUUUCCAUCAGAGGAUUCCACUCUAAGAUCUGUUGACUACAGAUGGCAAAGGGGAGGCAAUGCAUCUAAUACUUGUACUGUAUUAUCAUUAUUAAGUCAACCUUGUGAGCUCUUGGCUUGUUUGAGCGCGGAAGAACACAUUAGUUUUCUACAAAAUGACCUGCGCAAAUAUAAAAUUGACUGUUCCCACUGCCCAGUGAUAGAAGGCAUUGGCUGCCCUAUUGCAACCAUUCUGUUGAGUUUAAGUACUGGAACUCGUACAAUUGUAUAUCACAAUCAAAAUUUACCAGAUUUAACGUUUAAAGAUUUCGAACAACUUAACUUGGAGGAAUAUAGCUGGAUUCACUUUGAAGGAAGAAACGUCGACAAAGUAUUACUUAUGAUACAGCGUAUAGAAGAUUAUAAUGAUUCAUUGAGAGGAGCAGAGAGUGAUAUGCAUGAUGAGAGUGCGAAAAAUCGUGUGCCAAUUACCAUUAGCGCCGAAUUAGAAAGUCCUAGGUCAGAAAGGUUGUUAGAUCUACUGCCAUACGUUGAUGUAGCGUUUGUAGCAAAAGAUUUUGCCAAGAACCAGGGUCUCAAUAGCAUGAACGAAGUAAUGCAGACCAUCGGCCAAGAUGGCAAGUCCAGAGGAACUCUUAUUUGUGCCUGGAGUGAAGAAGGUGCAAUUGCACGUACUGCAUGUGGUGCAAUAGUAAGAUCUCCAGCUUAUCCACCGCAGAAGGUGAUCGAUACUUUAGGGGCAGGUGAUACCUUCAAUGCAGCUGUUUUAUAUUACUUAAACAAAAUUAAAGCAGAAUUUACGUACAAAUGUAAACAAGAGGUAACAUGUGCGAGUGACUAUAAUCAAGCAAAGGAUAGAUCUUUUGACCAAGACAUUACAGUUAGAGGAGAUAUUGAGCAAAAUGCCAGAAUAAAAUCUACAAAAUACAAUCGACAAGAUUUUAUUGAUAAAACGAGUUUGCAAAGAGCUAUCAAAUUUGCAUGCUGCAUUGCUGGUGCAAAAGUUGGAUUGCGUGGUUACGAUUGUCUCGAUAAAAUUUCUAGUGAUAUUUUGCAACAGGACUUUUUAAUACAUUAGCAAAAACAUGGUUUAUAUGUUUAGUUUAUUCUACAGGGUGUCCCGGGUUUUAAUCGACAAA
Ooceraea biroi (clonal raider ant) is the source of this 1659-nucleotide messenger RNA. RefSeq names its product ketohexokinase. Gene Ontology annotation, molecular function: ketohexokinase activity. Gene Ontology annotation, biological process: fructose metabolic process. The record is from RefSeq and is a predicted model, not a curated record. NCBI's taxonomy places the organism in Eukaryota, Metazoa, Arthropoda, Insecta, Hymenoptera, Formicidae.